AUGACUAAAAACCAGAAUCAUCAUCAUGAUGAUGCAUCAUCAUUGUCAUUAUCGAGUGGGAAAAGGUUCAAAACUUUUGACAAUGGUGGUCUGGCACCAUGGUCAGAUCUUGACCAUAAUGUGCUUUUAUUAGUAAUGAUGCGACUGGGAUUUGUUGAUUUUUUUGCAUUCAGUAGAGUUUGCAAGUCAUGGAGAUCAUUUGCAAUCUCUAACAGGAAAACAUUUAUGGCAUCCAUACCACCCAUGUCCGUAUGCAUCUUUAUGAAGGAUAAUGAGGAUGACUGUUACUACUAUCUAAAGGACUUUGAAGGAAGAAAGUUCAAACCCAUCCUUUCUCAUUUAGCUGAGAGGAUCUGUGUUGGAUCAACUUGUGGUUACUUGGUCUUGUUCAGUAGGAAAACCCGCAACUUCUGGCUUGUGAAUCCUAUCACAAGACAUGAACUUCAUUUCCCUAAUUUCCCUGGUGAUAUAAGUGUUGGUCUAGAUAGAAUCAGGACCAUUCUUGUCUUUUCACCUUCAAUACCUGGGUGGGUGUUUGUUAUGCUAUAUGAAAAUAUAGUAUUUUAUACCGUGGGUAAAGAAAAAUGGAAUCAUGUCUCCUCCACUAUCCCCAUCCUUGAUUUACAUUUUUUUGAAGGGAAGAUAUAUACUCUACACACAGAUCGUUCUUUAGGUGAACUUAGUCUCAAUUGGAAGCAGAAACACGAAACUAUGUCACCCCAAAUCAAGAAUUUUCUGAAGCCAGACUUGUUGAGACCGGAGCUUGUAAGUUCGAAUGAAAAACUUUAUUUGAUAGAUUGGAUUUCAAAACCAGAAAAGGUUCUGGAACUUGAUUUUUGGUGA
Messenger RNA from Lactuca virosa, 843 nucleotides. NCBI's taxonomy places the organism in Eukaryota, Viridiplantae, Streptophyta, Magnoliopsida, Asterales, Asteraceae. The record is from the annotation of a GenBank genome assembly.